Messenger RNA from Varanus komodoensis (Komodo dragon), 708 nucleotides. It is a transcript of the gene OLIG1, whose product is annotated as oligodendrocyte transcription factor 1. The transcript has a single exon. The record is from RefSeq and is a predicted model, not a curated record. Bases 1 to 708 code for a protein of 235 amino acids. Gene Ontology annotation, molecular function: protein dimerization activity. NCBI's taxonomy places the organism in Eukaryota, Metazoa, Chordata, Lepidosauria, Squamata, Varanidae.
AUGAGGCAGCCUCCGUUGUAUGAGCUGGUGGGCUAUAGGCAGCCCCCCUCCGCCUUACUUCCCAAGCAAACUCAUGACAGGCAGGAGUUUGCUCCGGAGCAGCCGCACAGGCCCGGGGCCAGCAAGGCGGGUGGCCACCCCGCCACCACCACGAGCGAUCCGAAGAGCGAGCAGCAGCUCCUGCGGAAGAAGAUCAACAGCAGAGAGAGGAAGCGGAUGCAAGAUCUCAACCUGGCGAUGGACGCUCUGCGGGAGGUGAUCCUGCCCUACUCGGCGGCGCACUGCCAAAGCUCCCCUGGGCGGAAGCUCUCGAAAAUCGCCACGCUGCUCUUGGCCAGGAAUUACAUCCUCUUGUUGGGAAGCUCGUUGCAAGAGCUGCGGCGGAUCAUCGGGGAAAUGAGCGGCUCCGGCGGACCCCGGCUGCUGCUGGCCGGGCUGCCCCUCUUCGCCGCGGGCCCGGCCCCGGUGCUCCUGACGCCGGCGGGAAACGUCAGCCACCACCACCACCAUCACCACCACCACCCGCAGGACACCCUACGGGCAGGCGCCGGCAAAUACCUCUCGGCGGCCCUGGAGGAGCAGCCCUGCGGCCCUGGGGCCCUGCCGCCCGGCGGGACCAGCCUGUGCGCGUGCGCCAUCUGCAAGCUCCCGCACUUGGUUCCCUCCGGCCUCGGUUUCGCCGCCGUGCAGGCGCAGUUCGCCAAGUGA